AUGUUAAGAUAAAAAGAGUAAAUAGAGUUCUUGAGUAAAAAACCACCUACAUGUAUUAAAAGUACAAUAGAGACACUUAUGAUGAACUUUUAACAAAUUUCAAGAAAUAUUGAUCAUUUAGAUUAAGAUUUAAAUCAGUUGUCUAAACGUCUUGAUUAUUUGGAAGUAACUUAAAAGUUAUGAAUUAUAUUAGGAAUCAAUGACAGAACAUUGCAUUCUUGUUUAACCUUAAAAAUAAGAAACCAAAAAAAAACGUAGAACUGCCAACCUCAUCAAAAGGGAUUUUUAAGUACAUUUUUUUAUAUAUUUAAAUAGUGUCCUUAUGAAAAAUGUGAUAAAAUCUAUGGGACUGAUAUUUCAUUGAAUUUACAUAUUAGACUUAAACAUAAUGGAGGAUCAAAAAUUGAAAGAGAAGAAUUAGCAGUAACUUAAUUAUAUUUAUUCUUAGAAAAAAAUAUUAGAUGCUAAAUUUUAAGAUGAAAUAGAACCAGAACACAGCUUCAAUCUACCUCCUAACUUCAUUGAAGAUUUCUAAAUACAUCAUUAAGAAUAUAUACAUAAUUUAGAAAAAACUUACAAUAAGAGAAUAUUACUUUGA
This is a messenger RNA of Paramecium primaurelia, 598 nucleotides long. Lineage: Eukaryota; Ciliophora; Oligohymenophorea; Peniculida; Parameciidae. The record is from the annotation of a GenBank genome assembly.